ACUCACUCACUCACUCACUCACUCACAAACACUCUCUCUCUCCCUCUCAACAUCAUUCCCCCUGCACCCCACUCUCUAUCUCCGAUCUAUUCAUUUUUUGAUUACUAUAUAUUACUUCAUUCCCUUCACCACUCUCUAACCAAAUUCACUUCUCUCCCCUUUUAUUUCUAAAACCACCAACAAAACAUCCUUAACUUCAACUCCCUCUCAGUUACACGAGCGAUUUAGGGUUUCCGCACGCUCUCUCUCUUCUCCUAAGAGAAGCUCCGCAUGUUUAUUAAGCCCUAGCUCUCUACUCCAUCUCUUUACUAUUAUGGCCUCUUCCUAUCAGGGUUCCGUCAGUGCCGCCCAGGUCGGUUCCUACUUCGUUGGACAGUACUAUCAGGUUCUUCGCCAGCAACCUAAUCUCGUUCAUCAGUUUUACUCUGAUUCCAGCAGCAUGCUUCGCGUUGACGGAGACUCCGUUGAAUCGGCACACGAUGUGUUGCAAAUUCAUUCAAUUGUCAUGUCACUGAAUUUUACCACAAUUGAGAUCAAGACAAUCAAUUCUCUCGACUCUUGGGAUGGGGGUGUGCUUGUAAUGGUCUCAGGUUUUGUGAAGAUAAAGGAUGUUGGUGUGAGGCGAAAGUUUGUUCAAACAUUCUUUCUUGCUCCACAGGAGAAGGGUUACUUUGUAUUGAAUGAUAUGUUUCAUUUCAUUGAUGAUGGAGUAGCGUACCCAAAUCUGGUACCAACUGCGUCUGAAAAGAUUGACACACAACCACAUGUAUCUGCUUCUCUUGCUGAGCCACCUACUUCAGACUAUGGUUUGGAGGAAGAAGCUAGUGAAUAUGUCAACUCUGUUCAUAUAGAUGAUGAUCCAGUGGAUAAGUAUAGUCUUCCUGAGCAUCAUCAGCAGCUGCAAGAAGAUCUUGAAGCAGAAAUUGUGCUGGAGGAAACUCCUGCACGAGAGGUGUCUCCACCAAUUCCUAGUGUUGCACAUACCAUCCAGGAAUCCCCUGUCACUCUUUUGGAAGAGUCUUUGGAGGAGCCUCCUAAAAAAACUUAUGCAUCUAUUUUACGAGUCUCCAAAGGGCAGCCAGUGUUGUCAGCUGCUCCACAACAUGCUCCACAACAUUCUUUUAAAAGUGCUCCUCCUCCUUCAGAGUUGAACCAUGUAGCACAGCCUGCUGUUCAGCAGUCAAGCUCCGCGUCUAUGUAUAUUCCUGAGUCUGGGGCUGAGGCAGCAGAGGAAGGCUAUGGACUAGAAGAUGAAGGUGAAGUAACAUCUGUCUAUGUGAGAAACUUACCUGCUACUGUUACUGAAGCUGAGAUUGACCAGGAAUUUAAGAAUUUUGGCAGAAUUAAGGCAGAUGGAAUAUUCAUUAGGGUCCGAAAGGAAAUUGGAGUUUGCUAUGCAUUUGUGGAAUUUGAAGACAUUAUUGGUGUUCAAAAUGCACUUCAGGCUUCUCCCAUACAAUUGGCUGGAAGACAAGUAUACAUAGAGGAGCGGAGGCCAAACAGUGGCAGCGCAGCUCGGGGAGGAAGAAGGGGAAGAGGGAGAGGCAAUUAUCAACCAGAUGCUCCAAGAGGGCGUUUUGGUGGUAGGAGCACGGGAAGGGGAAGUAAUCAGGAUAACUCAGACUAUACUAGACUAAGAGGUGAUUAUCUUCAGCGUGGUUCACGAUAAGGAAAAUAAUGCAAAAGCAUGCACCAAGGUGCCAUUCGAGGGCUUAUACAAUUAGUGAUAUCUGAGCUUGAUGUGGGUAUUUACUGCACAACAUUUUCCUUCUGUGGUUUCAUAUAAAGAGUCUUGCGUUUUGGGUGUGUCUUUUUCAAGUAAAAGCUGUCGAAACUUCACUAGUUUGUUUUGCAAGUAUAGAUCGGUUAGUUCCCUUUGAAUGUGAUUUAUUAUGCCAUUCAGGUGGGAAAUUUUGGUUAUUUGUAUUGCCCCAUGUUUGGAUUGUGGGGCCUUUUUUAACGAGAAAGGGUGUUGAAAGGGAAAAAAAUGGUUUAGACUUCACUGCUGAAUUAUCAGGUGUCGUGGUGCAUUUUUGUGUGUUUUUAGCCCAUUUCCUUUGUUUAAACUUGUUUUCACAGUACCAUUGAAAUCUUGUAAUAUUUUUCUUCUAAUAUGGGGGCAUCGAUGACAUGAAGAUAACCAAACCUUGUCAUUUUGAUUUAAUGACUGAUUUUCCUUGAAAAUUACCAAAACAUUUAAUUAAAUUCCCAUAACGAGAAUGCGUGUCUAGAUUGGGGUGUGUAUAAUCUUGGUGAUGAAACACACUGUCUUUACUAAAGAAUCUUUAGAGUUCAGUACAGGGUUGUGAUGUAAUUCGUGAAACAUGAUAUUCUAAUUUUAAUUCUUAACUAAUGAAAAGUGUUGGAAUAAAUAAAAAAGAUGUACCG
This is a messenger RNA of Abrus precatorius (Indian licorice), 2388 nucleotides long. Its product is annotated as putative G3BP-like protein. Lineage: Eukaryota; Viridiplantae; Streptophyta; Magnoliopsida; Fabales; Fabaceae. The record is from RefSeq and is a predicted model, not a curated record. The transcript has 9 exons. The coding region runs from base 314 to 1669 and encodes 451 amino acids. Gene Ontology annotation, molecular function: mRNA binding. Gene Ontology annotation, cellular component: cytosol; ribonucleoprotein complex.